Messenger RNA from Arachis stenosperma, 1851 nucleotides. Its product is annotated as cytosolic enolase 3. Lineage: Eukaryota; Viridiplantae; Streptophyta; Magnoliopsida; Fabales; Fabaceae. Gene Ontology annotation, cellular component: phosphopyruvate hydratase complex. The coding region runs from base 197 to 1618 and encodes 473 amino acids. Gene Ontology annotation, biological process: glycolytic process. The transcript is spliced from 12 exons. Gene Ontology annotation, molecular function: phosphopyruvate hydratase activity; magnesium ion binding. The record is from RefSeq and is a predicted model, not a curated record.
AAGGCAAGUUAUGUAAGGAAUACGACGUCGUCUCCGAGAAUCUUCAGCUAGGUAGCUAGCAGCUUCAGCUGCAGAAGCGUGUUUCCGUCGCAGCGGAAGAACAAUUCUCAGUUCUCAAUUUCGGUUACUGUGUCUGUGUGUUGAAGACGAAGCAUUUGAAUUGAAUUGAAUUGAAUUGAAUUAGUGGAAAACAAAAAUGUCAGUGCAGGAGUACCUGGACAAGCACAUGCUCUCUCGAAAACUCGAGGAUGCUGUCAAUGCCGCCGUUAGGGCUAAAACCCCCGAUCCCGUCCUCUUCAUCUCGAAUCACAUGAAGAAAUCAGUGCAAUCAGUCAUCACAAAAGUGAAGGCACGUCAGAUCCUGGAUAGCAGGGGAAUUCCAACGGUGGAAGUGGACCUUCAUACCAACAAAGGUGUUUUCCGCGCCUCCGUCCCCUCCGGCGACUCCUCCGGCAUGUACGAGGCCGUCGAGCUUAGGGACGGCGACAAAGGCGUUUACCUUGGAAACGGGGUUGCUAAGGCUGUGAAGAACAUCAAUGACAAGAUUUCUGAAGCGCUUGUUGGUAUGGAUCCCACUCUUCAGUCACAGAUUGAUCAGGCCAUGAUUGACCUCGACAAAACCGAGAAGAAGGGUGAACUUGGAGCUAAUGCUAUUUUAGCCGUGUCCAUUGCUGCUUGUAAAGCUGGAGCUGCUGAAAAAGAGGUUCCACUUUACAGGCACAUUGCUGACCUGUAUGGAAAAGUCAGUCCCAUGCUUCCUGUUCCGGCCUUUACUGUUAUCAGCGGCGGAAAGCAUGCAGGCAAUAAUCUGGCCAUUCAGGAAAUAAUGAUCCUCCCAACCGGAGCAAAUAGAUUUGUGGAAGCUCUGCAAAUGGGCACCGAGACCUAUCAUCACUUGAAGGCUGUUAUAACAGAAAAAUAUGGUACACAUGACUGUAAUGUUGGUGAAAGUGGUGGCUUUGCUCCUAAUGUCUCCAGCUUUAGAGAAGCCCUGGAUCUUGUAAAGGAGGCAAUUCGCCGAGCUGGUUAUACUGACAAAAUACAGAUAGCACUUGAUGUUGCUGCUACCAACUUUUGUAUAGGUACAAGAUAUGAUCUGGACUUCAAAUCUCCUCAAAAGUCAGGACAGAAUUUUUUGUCAGCGGAGGAUAUGGGGGAGUUGUACAGGGAGUUAUGUAAUGAUUUCCCAAUUGUAUCAAUAGAAGAUCCAUUUGACAAGGAAGAUUGGGAACAUAUCAAGCGUUUCUCUAGUACUGGAAUUUGUCAGGUAGUUGGGGAUGAUCUUUUGAUGUCUAAUGCAAAACGCAUUGACAGAGCAAUACUAGAGUAUGCAUGUAAUGCUCUUCUUCUUAAGAUCAACCAAGUUGGAACUGUUACAGAGGUCAUUGAGGUGGUGAAGCAGGCAAAGGAAGCACAUUGGGGAGUCGUAACUUCUCAUAGAUGUGGGGAAACUAUAGACUCUUUCAUAGCUGAUUUAUCUGUUGGCCUUUCCGUUGGUCAGAUCAAAGCAGGAGCUCCUUGCAGAGGCGAGCGACUAGAGAAGUACAUCCAGCUACUGCGAAUUGAGGAGGAGCUUGGAGAUCAAGCAGUUUAUUGUGGUGUAGAUUGGAAGCAAUGAUGAUGAACAAUUUAAUAGGGGUUUUUUUCAGAUACGCCUUUUUUACUUUGUUGAAGUUUGAUACGCGAGGUCGAAGUUCAUUCUUGUACCAUAUUCAACAGCAUCCAAUGUACUAUUGUCUUGGUCAUUCCCGUCAUCAUUUUUUUUUUGGCUGUUACUCUUGGGGUUCUUUUGGUCGUUAUGCCAUUAGUUUAGCUAGUCUUAUCAAUGAGUAUUCAAGAAUGUUUAUGAGA